Setaria italica (foxtail millet) is the source of this 3299-nucleotide messenger RNA. RefSeq lists its product as uncharacterized. Bases 288 to 2930 code for a protein of 880 amino acids. The record is from RefSeq and is a predicted model, not a curated record. The transcript has 4 exons. NCBI's taxonomy places the organism in Eukaryota, Viridiplantae, Streptophyta, Magnoliopsida, Poales, Poaceae.
AUCACACUGUGCCCGCCUGCCGUGCCGCCUCUCCCUCUCUCCACGCGCCUUCCGCCUCCCCUCCCGAUUCCGCCGGCGCCGGCGCCGCCUUCCGCCUUCCAUCUCCAUCACCGCCUCACCGUUGCCGCCAUAUUCCGUGCCCCGUUCCCGAACCCGAGUCGGAGACGCGGACCCCGCGCGCCGGACCGACCCGACCCACGCCGCCUUAUAAUGGACGGCGACGAGCCACCGGAGCGCAACCUCUCCGUACGCCGCCGCCGUUGCAGCUAGGGUUUUCGCGCUCGCGAAUGGGCUGCACUACCUCCCACGACGCGUUCGCCGCCGCGGUCACCUCCAGGGCGCGCCGCGCCGCCUCGUCGUCCUCGUCGCGCCCGCGGGGCGCCGCCGACCCCGCGGCGCUGUGCCGCGAGCGCGUGGCGCUCAUCCGCGCCGCGGCCGACCGGAGGUUCGCGCUCGCCGCCGCGCACGCCGCCUACUUCCGCUCGCUUGCCGCCGUCGGGGACGCGCUCCGGCGCUUCGCGGCGGCAGCGCUCGCGCAGGCCUCGCCCGCGCCCGGCUCCUCGCCGGUGCUCAGGCUCCCGCCUUCCCCCACCAAGCAGGUCGCCUCCUCUGCCGCGGCCACUGCGUCCAGCCUCCCGCCGUCGCCGUCCUCGUCCUCUACCGUCUCGUCGCUCUCGCACUCCCUCUCCGACGACGACGGCGACAUCGAGGAGGCGCUCCAUGACGCCAAGCACGGACGCGGCGGCGGAAGCGACAAGGCGUCGUCGUCGUCCACGAAGCACCACCACCACUACAUGAGGAGGUCGUCCACCGUGCCCACCGUGGUCUACGAGGACCCCAACGCCCAGGUCCAGUACACCCAACCCGAGGCCAGCUAUGGAUACGGCUACGCCUACGAGUACCCGUACGGGCCCUACGGCGAAGUGGUUGCGGGAGAGAGACCGGAGCGGGCGCCGAGGCCGCCCGGACCGCCGCCUUCGCCGCCGACCGCGGAGGUUUCGCCGUGGGAUUUCUUUGACCCCUUCACGCAGUACGACCAGUUUAUGGAGGACUACUCUCGCGGGAAUCUGCCAACCAACAGCCCCAACUACGCCGAGCUCAGGAGGAUGGAGGGAAUCCCGGAGCUUGAGGACGAGGCGGAAAUGGAGGCAAAGGCGCCGGCAGAGGCACCCAAGCCAUCGACUUCUGGGGUUGCUGAUCAAAAUGCCAAGGGGAAGGGACCAAUUGCAGACAAUGCCGCUUCAAACGGCAAUCCUUCCAAGGAAUCGGAAGAACCAGCUUCUGGUGGCAAGCUACAGAGUAAGGGAUCGGGGACAUCUCCUGCUGGCAAGUUACAGAGGAAGGGAUCAGAGACAGCUCCUGAUGCCAAUGCCGAGGCAGGGAAACUGGUGUCCAGGAACGACUCAGUGCCAAGCAAUGCCAGCUCGAAGAGCAGGGAAGGGAGGAAGAACACGGCCAGCCUAAAGGGUACCUUUAGCGGUAACAUUGAUGGCAGCAGCACCGAUGGGAAGAAGAAAGCUGUGGCCUUCGAUGACAAACAGUCCAUCAGAGCAGAAGGAGGUGGUGACAGCCAUGGCAAGUCAGUGCAGUCGGUGGUGAGCAGCGAGCCAUUCUCGCCAUUGCAUCAUGGAACGAGAGAUGUCAGGGAGGCAAUGGACGAGGUCAAGGAGCUGUUCGACGAGGCGGUAAACUGCAGCGCAGAGGUCUCAAGGCUGCUGGAGGUGGGGAAAAUGCCUCCCCAGAGCACCCCCAGAGUUCUUAGAUAUAUCUCUUCCAGAGUAGUCGAUCCUCUAGGUCUUACCGUGUCGACAUCAUCUUGCCUCCCAAGACCACAUGGCAGGAAUUCAAGAGCAUCAAACAGCAAGGCGAGCACUUCAGCCUCGUCAAGUGCUGGCCACCUCUCAUCAACUCUGGAGAAGCUGUGGGCCUGGGAAAAGAAGCUCUAUCAGGAGAUUAAGGAUGAAGAGAAGCUACGGAUGCAGUAUGAGAAGAACCACAGGAGGUUGAAAUCUCUGGAUAAACGAGGGGCUGAAUCAAGUACAAUCGACUCCACCCGGCUGUCAGUAAGGCUUCUACGGUCCAAGAUCAGCAUCAGCGUUAGAACCGCCAAUGCCUUCUCGUCAAAGAUACAGAAGAUUCGAGAUGAAGAACUUUACCCUCAACUGGUUGAUCUCAUCCAAAGGUUCAGAAGAUUGUGGGAAGGUGUUCUGGAAUGCCAUGAGAAGCAGCUAUUGGCCAUACAUGACAGCGAAUUUCACCAGCUGAAGGCGAUGACCAUAAGCCAAUCUGGUGUUGCUUCAGAGGCCUCAAGGGAAUUGGAGAGGGAGCUCACAAAAUGGUAUCGCUGCUUCAACAAGUGGAUCAGCUCACAAAGGUCUUGUGUCGAGGCGCUGAAUGGAUGGCUCAAGAAAUGGUUCCCUGAGGCUGAGGCGCCACAGGAAGAUACAGCCGAUGGAGUCCCACCUUUCUCUCCUGGAAGGCUUGGCGCCCCACCUGUAUUCGUCACCUCAAAUGAUUGGUUCCAAGCGAUUGAGAUGGUCUCCAAGACUGAUGCACUGAGAGCAAUCGACCAUUUCUCUAAGCUUGUGCAUGAAUUCAAGAAGAGCCUGGAAGAAGAGCAGCGGCAGAAGCGGAAAGCUGACCAUGCUUCCAGAGAUUAUAACAGAAAGUCUGAGGUUUUGCAGGAAGAACUUGGGCUGAGUACAAUGGAGAACCCUCACUACAGCCAUGAUGACCGAGUAAUGGACUUGGAAAGGUUGAGGAAAAGAAGGGACGAGGAGAGGACCAGCCAUGAAAAGAUCCUAAACCAUGCUCAUGUUGCAGCCUCAGCCACUCUGCUGAUUGGUUUGGUUCCUGUGCUGCAACAGAUCACCACCUUCUUUCAGAAAAAUCAGCAGGUCUACAUGGGAAUCAGAAUUCUAGGCACUUGAGCUGCAGACCACAUAGAAAUAGAUUUCAGUGGAAGAUUAACACACGAGAGUUCAGUUUACGACAGGCACAUUUGUGGCUGAUGCGGCGACCAAUAGUAGUGCACUUUUUGUAUAGAAUUAUAGAUGUGAUUUGGGGUUAGGCUCUGAUUAGCUCUUACAAUUCUUGCAGAAUGUUAGGGUUCUACGUUACUCUGACCCUUGCUUUGUACAGGGUAGUGCUACUAACUAUCCAUAUAUUGUUCGGAAGUUUUAGCGAUUAUUAUUUAUUCUGUACAUGAUAUACAAAUUAGUGAUUUAUUCACUUGGUAGUAUAUGUGUUCAUAGCUUCAUAUGCUACUUAUUUGAAGCCCAAAUUAGUACUUCAACCAA